Molecule: messenger RNA, 1264 nt
Organism: Coprinopsis cinerea okayama7#130
Lineage: Eukaryota; Fungi; Basidiomycota; Agaricomycetes; Agaricales; Psathyrellaceae
Product: casein kinase subunit II beta
Exons: 5
Coding region: 56-1264 (402 amino acids)
Cellular component (GO): cytoplasm; protein kinase CK2 complex
Molecular function (GO): protein kinase regulator activity
Source: RefSeq, a predicted model, not a curated record
CACCACCGUCCACCACAUUUUCUCUCGUUUCACGACGACCCAACCCUUGAACCACAUGGACCAUCGUUCAGCCUCAUCGACGCCGACAUCGACCCUGACCUGGAUCAGUUGGUUCUGCUCCCUGCCUGGUCACGAAUACUUUUGCGAAGUCUCGGAAGAUUUCAUUGAAGAUGACUUCAAUCUUACUGGGCUGAAUACGAUGGUUCCAUUCUGGAAGGAGGCCAUGGAGAUGGUGCUGGAUGUUGAACCAGAGGAUGAAGAUGCAUCUAAAAUCCCUGACGUCUCCAUCGUAGAAUCGUCCGCGGAAAUGCUUUAUGGCCUGGUCCACCAGAGGUAUAUUCUAACGCGUGCUGGCCUGCAGGCUAUGGCCGAAAAGUACGAAAAUGGGAUGUUUGGGUCUUGCCCGCGUGUUUACUGCGUUGGGUGCAACGUUGUCCCCUGUGGGCGCUCUGACAUGCCCGGAGUGGAUACCGUCAAGUUAUUCUGCCCCAAUUGCAACGACAUUUAUGUGCCACCCAGCAGCAGAUUCCAAGGGGUAGAUGGCGCAUUCUUCGGAACGACAUUUGCGCAUCUGUUCUUCCAAACGUACCGUGAACUAGCGCCGGCUCCGUUCUGGAAGGCUCCUAUGUCAGGAGGAUCGCCGCUAUCACCACGUAGCGCUGGAGGCACUGGGAGCUCGAGAAACGCACCCUUUGUGAAUCCCAAUCCAUAUGGCGGGCAGAAGCGUGCCAAUGGGUUUGUGUAUGUUCCUCGGAUAUAUGGGUUCAAGGUUAGCGAGCGGGCCAAAAGCGGACCUCGUAUGCAGUGGCUCCGAUUACGACCCGAGUCACCGGAGGAGUUGGAUAUGGUGGAUUGGCGUGGUAGAUGGAUCGAUGAAGACGACGAGUUUGAUGAUAGCGAGGACGAAGACGAGGAGGACGAUCGUCAGAUGGAGGAUUUUGACCCUGAUCACACGGGCGAGCAAGAUGAAGACGAUGAAGAGGAGGAGGAGGAAGAGGAGGAACGUGGUUCGAUUCCCAUUCACCCGCAGCAGCACGGGCGACGACAUGCGGGACUCCCUGCUUCACCGGCGCUUUCAGCUGCUAGCUCUCCCGUAUCUUCUGUGAUGCCGCCGACACCCAAGGAUAGAGAAUCCCCCUCCGGUGUCCUCGCACAACUCCAGUACAACCGCGGGUUCCUUCCAGACCGAGGGCUUGGAAGUAAAGUCAAGAGCGUCCGACAGUGGACUUCGACAACUGCUUCCUGGGCUACUGCGCAAGCUUAG